Messenger RNA from Arachis stenosperma, 6691 nucleotides. RefSeq names its product 60S ribosomal protein L5, mitochondrial-like. Gene Ontology annotation, biological process: translation. Bases 3589 to 4218 code for a protein of 209 amino acids. Gene Ontology annotation, cellular component: cytosolic large ribosomal subunit; ribosome. NCBI's taxonomy places the organism in Eukaryota, Viridiplantae, Streptophyta, Magnoliopsida, Fabales, Fabaceae. Gene Ontology annotation, molecular function: structural constituent of ribosome; RNA binding. The transcript has a single exon. The record is from RefSeq and is a predicted model, not a curated record.
AAGUUCCAGAUAGAUUACUGUAAAAUAGGUUCUUCUGCCGCUUCAUUGUAAGAUCGGCAUACGAGCACUAAGAAAGCAAAUCGGACAAUAAGGAUCAGUACUAAGUUAGAAGGAAACUAAGCAUCCGGCCCUAAGCAAAAAAAAAGGAUAGUACCGUCAGUGUCAUCACUUAAUCGGGUACAUCUGGGUUGGUGGAAACUAGGUCCGCGUGUAAAAGAAGAUCUCCGUUAUGGAGUCCCGGCCGAAGCAGGCUCAGGAUAUGGGCAGCGCAUAUGACAUGACAGACGGUCAGGGAAUUCUUUUCUUAAUAGAGUACCAGACUUCUCGGCUAUAUGACCAAAGAUCAGGUCUCCGACCAAACUUCCCUUAGCUACUUUGAAACUACACAUUUCACACUAAAUUCAAAGGGCUUAACGAUGCCAUAGUCUGUACACGCCUGACUUAUCCCUUAUUCAGGAUUGGUUAUUUUCUCAUACCGAAACGAACUUAGUUUCUCUAAUUCCAACCGGAGCGAUGUGGGGAACUUGCACUCCUGAUAACAAAUAAAAGCUGGAUUCUAUCUCUUCCUUCUGUGAAGCGUAUGAUCCUUCGGCACCUCUGGAGGUUUCCAAACCAAAGUAGCGGACUUAGCAGUCCCUACCCGAGUCAAGCCUCAUCCUUGGAAGAAGACCUUCCAACACGAUGACCUCAGCUUCAUGGUUGUAGCUGGUAGACCCCCCUUCUCACUUAAAGGGCGAAGUUCUAAAUCUUCCCGGAAGGGAUAAGGCAUAGCAAGCAUGCUAAGAGCGAAUCCCUCAGCUUGAAAGCGAGUUUCAGUGAUCUGAGGGUGAAUAGAUAGAAUACCGGAAUCGGAAUUCCACUAGUGAGGUAAGCCCGGUCAGGGCUAAUUCGAAGAUCUUAGUGAAUAGGGCAACUGUGGAAACUGACUUUAACAUUUCGGCAGGAAUUUCCAUUUAUUAAAACACUGGAAAAGGAAACGGAAGCUAAAAAAGAGGAUUGUCCCGUGACCAAUUGCACCUUUAAUGAAAUCAAGGAAUAUGAGAGCAGAUGGACGAGGCAGAAGUGAAUAAUGUAAUUCUGUUUCUAUCGAUUCUUAACCUGUAUAUUAAUGUUUCUUACAAGUCGAAUGUUGUUGUAUUCAAUAUGUCCGCCUCGGGAUCCCCGGGUGUUUUUCCUUACAUAAACCCGUAUUACACCAAGAAUGAAUUGACAAGCGCAUGACUUUGUUGAUAUAGCUUAGAUAGGGAAAAGAGACUCUACUGUGAAGGAAAGGAAGACGGAGCCCGCUAAAGCCCAAUAGUCCAGGGGCAUGAAAGAAAGAUGGAAGCUGAAAGAGUGUCUCAAACUUAUUAUCGACCAGAAUCUCACUUUCUUUGGAUCGCAAGUCAGUCUCUUAGAGUCCUUUCCUUAGUAGCAGGAUCCUAUCCUAUCAUAGGCGCACUCAGUUGAGUCUACUAGUUCAGGAGUGAAGGAAGGCUCCAAGUAAGUUUAUUCAAGCACUGGGAAUCUAUCGCUUUUGCAGACAAAGAAAGUAUUGCGAACAAAGUAAGACAGAUGGUCUUUCAAAAGAACAUAAAAGCACCACUUUUCCAACCAAGAAAAUAAAUGCUUUAGAAGCAUUCGCUCCUCGGUUCAAGAAAGAAGAAGAAGUCGGAUACGAGGUCAAGAGGAGGAGAUCGACUGGCUAUAAUUGGAGUUAGGUUCCGUCUUUGGCGUAGCCUUUCUUCGAACCUGUCUUUUCAGUGGUCAAGGCGGUAUGUCGAUCAUUCUAAUGAAAACAUCUCCCUGAUCCAAUUUAUGCCCGAGGACAGGGGGGAAGCGCUCUUCUGCUAGCUUCUUACUGCAAGACAUAAAGUGAAAGCCCCAUCAAGAGCCGUUCAAUAGUCCGUAUGCUUUCAAUCAUCAAUCGGUACACCACUUAAAAGUCAAAGUUUUUACAUCCGAUCAAGCAGCUGAAGGAAGCACAGCUUAACAGCCAGCACAAACUUGAAUGAAGCCAGUCGGCGUAGCGCCUUAUGCCUCUACGGAUCUCGAUUAGCCUCUUCUAUGGAAGAAGGUUUUUCCUUCAUUCCCCUUCUCUUCCUUUCCCAGGUUACUGGAUUGGAAUUUAGAAUAGCGGUUCCAGAGGAGCGUAGCCGAUUAAGGAAAGCAGUCUACUCAUGUAGUUAAGAAGUAACUCUUCAAGCAUGGUAAGCAGGCACGUAUGGAAUGAAGGUAGGUCAAUCACUCUUACUUUAACCCCCGUGCCCAGCAUUGAUCCCGGAGCCGGAAAGAAGGAUUGUUUUUCUGUCUAGUUUAGACGGUCUUGUCUAUGAUGGAGUAUAGAAAUGUGAGAUUUGUUAUCUCAAGUUCAGAUAGCAUCAGUAACCACUUCGCCAUUCUCUUAAAUAGGGCAGGCUUCUCUGAUUGCAACAAUCGCUCUAUUCCCUUUGCCUAUUAGGCGAAAAGAGUAGCUGAAGCUUUAAGAAAGAAAGUGUGCUUACUUCGGGGAUGAAGAAUCAGUUGAACUCACUCGACUAAGAAUCCUAGAAAGUGGUGCCCUUGGUUCAGUCUUUAGAGAAAGUGCUGUUGAUUCGGUCCUUUCUUUCAGCAGUUGGCGCGUAAUAUCCAUCCCCAUCUGUUAUUGUAACUGACUCUCUUCAAUAGAUGAGCCUUGGUCGUCCUAUCCGCAAGAAUGGCAAGCGCAGACCGGGAACCUAGGCCAAUUGAAAGUCACAGCCGUUUGAUAGCCCUUUUCGUAAGAUCCCUUAUCAAUUGUCCUAAUAGAGUGAUUUACCUGAUUAAAUGAAGGCGCAGGAUUUCCCACCCGUUGUAAAAUAAGGGAAGUUUCCGUCCACACCUAGCUAGCAUCGAAGAGCAUUCAUUCCGUAUCCUCCAUUAUCCUACUUUCUUUCCUUUCCGUUUUCGAAAAAAGAAAGAAGAAAAAAGCUAGCGCUAAGCAAAGGGCGAGGAUAAGCGCACAGAGAGAGCUUUCAAGUAAAGAUGUCAGAUCGAAAGCCUCCGGAAUUGGAUAAGAGGUGAGGUUCACCUUUCACCCUAGUGGGAAAAGAAGAAGGAGUUUAUUCCCUUUGAAGAAUAAAUGCUUUUAAGCCCCCCUUUGUAAGUGAAGGAAAAAGAGGCUGUCUCAGAUCAUGGGAGAGUCAUCCGUCUAAGGAGAAGAGGCGCCGAGAUAUUAAACAAAGGUCUUGUCACGAGCUGGGGCAACGCUUUUAUCCGCAUAGGAUCUGGGCUCGAACCAGCGCUUUCCAGAUUAAGAAUCCGGAUUUCCAACCUUUCAAUAGUCUUAGUGCGCUUUCGAUGUAGAAAAUAGCGUAUGUAAAGGUAAAGAAAGUAGGUAGUAUGUAGGUUUGUAUGAUAUGGGCUUCAUUCCUUCAGUUGGAGUUCAUGCCUUACCGAUGUAUAUAAAAAUUAUCGUAGUGUAGUUCUCGUAUUAUAGUAGUAGGCAACAAAGUAGCUUUAACGUGAACAGCGCUUUGUCCUUUAUUUAUUUAUUUCUAAAGAGGCGGCAACUGCGCUGAAUGAUAAUAAAGCCAAAAGUCCCAUGCAUCCUUUCUUUCUUUGGUCAACAACCAAGCACAACUCAAUAGAAUGAAUUCUUCAAGACUCCUACAUGACUUUCUGUCUGGAGGGAAUCAAUUUUUCUCAAUCAAUCACUACACUAUGUUUCCACUCCAUUUUCAUUACGAAGAUGUCUCACGUCAGGAUCCGUUGCUCAAACUGAAUCACGCCAACGUUAUGGAAGUUCCUAGAUCGUGUGAAAUAAGACUAGUACCAAAGGCACCCUAUGAUUUCAUAAUCCAAAAUGGAAAAUUGGCUAUGGAGAUUCCGCGCGGUCAGAAAUUAAUACAGACACACAGGGGUUCGACAGGAAAGUCGUUUCGAUCAAAUCCAUUCUUGGGGUCAAAUAAAGACAAAGGAUAUGUCAGUGACCUAGCACGACAAAGCACUCUCCGAGGGCAUGGAAUGUCUAAUUUUUCGGUAAGAAUCUCGACAGUAAUGUCUCUGGUGGAUUCUCCGGUCGAAAGACGGCUAAACUCAAUUCAAUUCUCGAUGGAAACGGAGUUGUUCGAAUUCUCCCCGGAACUGGAAGAUCAUUUCGAGAUCUUCGAACAUAUUCGAGGGUUCAAUGUGACUAUUGUAACUUCGGCCAACACACAAGAUGAGACUUUACCACCGUGGAGCGGCUUUUUGCAAAAAGAUGAGGGAGAUUCUGAGUAAGAGAUGUUAUGGACGAAUUGUUUGAAGCGUUUCUUCCCUUUAUUGAAAAAGUUGGAGAAGCUGCCGGGCUUAAGGAGGACUCUGAUGCCACAUCUUCACUUGACUUCAAGCAGGAAGUAGACCAGCCGUCUGAAGCCUUUAAGAAUAGAAAGAAGGUUGAGGCUGAUUGGACCCUCUUCGUGCCUGACUUCUCUAUUGAUCUGACCGGCUCGAUUGAGACAGAGAGUAAAGGUGCGAAUCGGCUAAAAGGCUGAGUCCGAGACUGGGAGAAGAACUUGCAAGAAAUGCAGACUUCGCUCCGCACCUUUAGGUAAAGAUCCCCAAUGUCCAAUCUUCCUUUUAGGAGAUAUUCUUUUAUGUAACUUCCGGUAAGAAAGGGGAUAGAUUAUCGAAAAAAAGAUGUGCGCACGAGAGGAUUCUAACUUUCAUACAUAGAAGAAUGAUUGGCAAAGCACUCGAACAAAGCCCUUAGCUUCUAACUUCAUUCAUUCGAAAGGUCGCUGGAAUUUAGUUAGGAGCAAAUCCGUCACUGGACGAGGAAGGAAAGGGAAGGAAGAUAUGUACAAGAGAAAAAGUAUAUUAGAAAGCGUUAACAAGACUAUCAGACCAAGAACAGAACUGCUGGAGGAACAACUACCUAAGGCUGAAAAUGACAUAGAAUAAGUGGAAUCUCAUGCACACUUUGAGGGAGGUGGUUAACCGGUGCUUAGAGAACUACCUGGGAUGCCGAUAGACCAAGGGAAUGGGUACGUUGGUUACCCUGGGCAGAAUAGUGGUACAAUACCACUUAUCAUUCGGCAACCAAACAAAGACCGUUUGAAGUGGUAUAUAGGCGCCCACCGCCUCUAAUUACGUCCUAUACUCCUUAGUCCAACAAAGUGCAUCAAGUUGAUUGCGACUUACGCUAGGGAUUGUGUUUUGCAAUUUGGAAAGGAGAAUUUGCAUGGAGCUCACAGGCCCGGGGACCCUCUAAGUAUGGGGAGUGCCACUACUGCUUUCAUUGUUCUACUAUUGAGUUGAGUGCAAGUCUCGCUCAUUGAAUUGCCGCGGUGGCCUCAAGUGCUGAUUUUCAUUUCUUCGUUGAACGUUCCGGUUUUGGUAAGCGGUUUGACUGCUUUCCUUGAGAAGGUGGUAGAUUGUGGCUAACACUAUUCCGAAUCGGUGUCCCUGGGGCCCAUACAGUACCAGGGGAGCGAGCCUCUUUCCUAUCCUGGGAAGUCAGACAGUUAGCUUUCAUCAGUCUCGGGUCACUAAACUUGAGGAAAAAGGCAUAUAAACUUAGUCUUGCAAGAAAAUACUUAGUAGAUUGAGAAGCAAUAAAGUUAGAAAGAGCUUAGGUGCCUAAGAGGAAAUCAGGAAGAAGAAGUUCGAGACUUUCCCCUCUCCUUACUCAGAUUGACUUUCUAACCCACCUUGAUUCAGGCAAGCAAGUAUGACCAGCAAGCAGUCUUUCUUCUUCUCUUUUGUUGAUAGAAGCUUCCCCACCUAAGGAGAUUGAGCUGCAAGCUUCCUCUAAUACAAGCUCGAUCGGAUUCGAUUUUCUAUCUCUUCAAGCCCGGAUGUAGAAAGUUAGUCAAGUAUGGAAUUAGACUUAGCAGUUACAGGGGACUGAAGCCUAAGAGAAGAGGAAGUCAGAGAUUGAUAGUCUUUUCUCUUAGGGCAAAAGCUCGUACUUGAGAAUCAAAGUCAGACUCAGUCUUUGGAAUCCCUUAAAGCAAGUCUAAAGGCUUACACACAGCUCUAUUAUUUGAUGAAGUUGCAAUUGAGCUUUGCCCGUCUAUUCACUGAUCAGGGGACUAUCAAUGAAGAUUCUCCUUUAGCACCUAGAGGAAAUUCCGUAGGCUAGACUUUCCAUUUGUGAGAUUGAGUCAUGUCAGUAUUCAAAGAAGAAGUAGAAAGAUGUAGGGGAAAGAAUCCAUAUCUUUAUUAACUUCUCUGAAUGUAGGGCUUGUAGUUGAGAAAAGUACCUCUAACUAUCACUUCAAGCCGUCAACUGUCCAAUAAGCGAGUGAGGUGAGCAAAGGAAAGAUAUGAAACUUCAACAGACUCUUCAACAGCUGCGCAACCUUAUCCUCAGUUUGACUUAUGGUUUUAAGAGGGGAAAUCAGAUCGGAUUGAAUUCAUUGAAAGUUGACCCCUAAGCAGUCCCAGAAGUCUCAGUCUAAGUACGUCUUACCAAUCCCGACAAGGCUAAGAUAGGUGAGAGCCCGAGUUAACUAUUUAGAUGAAGAUACUGAUCUAAAGGCUGAGUCAAUGCCUUAUUAUAAGAUAAUCAUCUCCUUUAUCCGUGAACUAACUAAAGAAUCAGCAGAUCCGAUAGCAGCUAACAUUUCUGUGGGCUCGGGGAAUGCCUCUUCACCUUAAGCAGUCCAUUAAGUAGCGGACUGAAUUGCUAUUGUAUUUCCCCUGCAAACUCUUUGAAGUUAAGUCAGCUUAGCGCUUGAAGCGAGAGAAGAUAGGAGGUCGUCUGCCC